Macroventuria anomochaeta is the source of this 1014-nucleotide messenger RNA. RefSeq lists its product as uncharacterized. The transcript has 3 exons. The record is from RefSeq and is a predicted model, not a curated record. The coding region runs from base 1 to 939 and encodes 312 amino acids. Lineage: Eukaryota; Fungi; Ascomycota; Dothideomycetes; Pleosporales; Didymellaceae.
AUGUCGGACAAUCAGUACUCGCUCAGCUACGCAGGUCCCACUCGCAAUUCGACCGCAAUGCAGUUCCAGACCGUCAAUCCCUAUGUGGCACUGGUAGCAACAGCGGGCCCUGAACAUGACGGAAGGAGCUCCUCGUCAGGCUCACCACCUUCAUCUGGCAGCUCUGCCUCCCUCUUUGCAUACAACGAGGGGGCGGCGCUGCCAGCAACUCCGUCCAGGUCGCAGGUUCAGACUUAUAGCGGCUCAAGAAUGCCACAGCAGCAUAUGUCGUACGGCUCACCAGAGCAGGCUCGCUUCACCGGUUUCAGCGUCAACAACACCCCCACUCGCACCAAUUAUGCCGCUCGCGCUGCCGAUCACGGCGCCCGCCGCACUGCUGCUCGCACUUCUAUCAGCUCGGCUUCUCACGUAUCCACCAUGGCUUACAACUACCAAAGAUCUCAGGCCUCCUCUCUGGCUGGCGUUCCCGAGUCUGUCGCCGUUCAAGAGAUGGCCUUCCGCCAAGGCCAGCAUGACAGCAACAGCUCUUUCGACGUUCCUGCUAAUCCCUUCGUAAAACAGUUCGACCAACUCUGGGCCGCUUUCUACAAGCUGGGCAAAGAGUGUGAUGGACAGCGUGCACCUACUCCCGUCAACCCGUCUCGCGAGAACUUCGCCUGGCCUGUCCUCAUCAACCCCUACACACAGUCUCUCAAGCACCCUAAUGGCUCUCUGGACCCCAUCUGGACACGAAAGAUGAUUCAGGUCGCCUUGAACUGUAUGCAAGAGCUCAUUCGCAUAACCUGCCGCCGAAACACCGGUUGGGACAAGACGGUGGCCGACAUUCCUCUGCCCGCCCAGGAGGCCUUGGUGGCUUUCCCUGACCUCGCUCAGCAGUAUGAUGCCCUGAAGCGUGACGCUAAAGAGGCUCGAGCUGGAGGUCGCCCCUACGGCUACUGAGUCGUGACUCUGUCUCUUGGUGCACCCUGGAGGUCCUCGAUGCUUCGUGUAACCGCAAUACAACAUGAAGAUACC